CCAUUCAUCUUCACAUAUCAACGCUUGAAAUCAUCUACAAAGAACUUACACUGCGUUGCACACCAAGCGCUACCAUCAACAAUGCUCCUUGCCAUCUGCGGCAUCCUUCUUUCAACCGCCUGGAUAGGCGUGACUACACCUCCUACCAUUUGGCGGAGUGACUCCAUGAUGCAUCGAUCCGAGGACAGCUUAGAAGCACCCAAUGUGUUGAUUCACAAAGCGUUUCACGACGAUCAAUGUCUUAUUAACUCGCACUGCUUUCAAGCACGCGAUGAAUCUGUAUGGGCUACUAAUACCCGCUACACCGCCAACGUAUUCACCUGCGUCACCUGCCCUACAAUGAUCCCCACUAUCCCAACAAUGAAUCAAAUGAUGUGCACCACGCUGCAAGUGCCAGUUAAAUCGCCUCGCCUGCCGGCUAUUCUCAUGAUCAUACUCCUCUAUGGUUUCUUGGACCUCCAACAUUGGACAUCGUAUGAUCACGGACAACCGGGGACGUCAACGACCGAAAUACGCACCAAUGAAUCACCCAAGACACAUCCAUCUAAGCCCCAUCUACCUGGCCAUAAUCUACCUCUCGACCUUGCCUCAAGCCGUCGUCACCGACUCACAACUGUCCCUGCUCGCUCUUAACACCGCAAAGAUGGGCCUGGCUUCUCAUCUCAA
This is a messenger RNA of Kockovaella imperatae, 666 nucleotides long. RefSeq lists its product as hypothetical. Lineage: Eukaryota; Fungi; Basidiomycota; Tremellomycetes; Tremellales; Cuniculitremaceae. The record is from RefSeq and is a predicted model, not a curated record. The transcript has a single exon. Bases 82 to 633 code for a protein of 183 amino acids.